Portunus trituberculatus (swimming crab) is the source of this 1357-nucleotide messenger RNA. RefSeq lists its product as uncharacterized. Bases 5 to 550 code for a protein of 181 amino acids. Lineage: Eukaryota; Metazoa; Arthropoda; Malacostraca; Decapoda; Portunidae. The record is from RefSeq and is a predicted model, not a curated record. The transcript is spliced from 4 exons. Gene Ontology annotation, cellular component: membrane. Gene Ontology annotation, biological process: sodium ion transport. Gene Ontology annotation, molecular function: sodium channel activity.
CAGUAUGUGCAAUUUGACUAAGUCGAUGGCCUACAACUUACACCUGUACAACGAGUUCGCUAAGGUGUUCAAGCAGGAAUUCUUAGACUUUGACUACAACCUCAACAAGAGCAUCUCAGCCGCCGCCAACGCCUGUGUGACACGAGAGAUCAACACGUGCAUCCCUGUCUGCGUGGAACUGAACUACGCCGAUGCCAGCGAGGCGAGUGCAAUGCGUCCAGAGAUGCUAAGUGAAGCGUAUAAAGAAUUUCAGCUGGACGAAAACAAGGCGAAGAUCUCAGUGGUGACCAUCUUUUUCCCCACCAUGAAUUACGCGUCUAUCAGGGAGUGGAGGGAGGAUCUGCUGGAUCUUCUAAGCAACACUGGGAGCUACAUGGGUUUGUUUUUGGGAUGCAGCCUCAUCACUCUGACGGAAUUAAGCAUCGCCACUAUUCGCUCCUUGAUGUGGGUCUGGUAUCGUCUCCAUGGCUGGCUCUGUUCCUACCAAAAGCAACCUAAGUCCACGACGCACAAGAUCAAGGUCUCCAUCAGGCCCGUCUCCCGACAUUGAGUCAAGGUGUUCAAGUGGCGUGGUGGUGAAUGGGAAAUGGUGGUAUGGUAGGGGGUUGUGUGAUUCAAUUCGUGAUUUUGUGUUGGUUUUUGUAGUCUUUCUUUCUGUUCGUGGUUUUGUGUUUUCGUUCGUGAUUUUUUUGUGACUUUUUUCUUCGUGGUUCUGUGUUGCUGUUCGUGUUAGUACGUGAGUUUUUAUUUUCGUUUACUGUAUUUUUAUGUUAUUUCUUCGUGAUUUGAUAUUGGUAUCUUAGUUUUUGUAUUGCUGUCUGUAGUUUGUCGUGGUUUUGUGUUACUGUUGUUUUUUCAGUGUGUGUUACAGUGACGGGUGGUGGUGACAUGUAGGCGGGAAGGGAGGGAUGGGGAAAGGAUUAUGUUUUCACCCUCACGUACUGUUGCAUAAAAGCAGAAGGGGGACGUUAACAGCUGGCAGUGUUCCUUUCAGACCUUUAGCGGUGGUUUUAGAGAGAAAAUCCAAAGCAUGGUAUGUCCCGCGACCACCACUUUGUACGGUAGAUGAUUUGUUCAACGUAUUUUUAGAUCGAAAAAAAAACAUUUAAAUAUUGGUGUAUAUUUUUAGAGAGCAAUGUUUGAAUAUAGAAUAAGUGGUUUUGAGUCAUUAGAUGUUCUUCGUUUGUGAAAAUUUUAUUGCAGAAUUCAUUAUUUUAUAAUGAUCUUUGUUACACAUUUCUGUUAUUCUUUCUGUUUUUGUAUGAAGAAUAAUUGCAUUCGACACGUUUCUUUUUCUUUGAAGCACGGUUUACGAGUAAUGUGAUGAAAUAAAUGUUUUAAUAAAUGUUGACAGUGC